GACGGCCCUCUGUAUCUGUCCCCCUCCGCCAACCCCUUCCUGCUCAUCGCCAUUGAUUUCCUUCGUCGGUGACGUCUCGCUUGGAUCCGUCCAAUCCGAGCAAGGUUGCCAUCGUCUCAUCUCACCCUUGGCUGUUUGGGAAGGAGAAGCCGGGGACAAAGAGAGAGGAGGAGAGAUGUCCAAGGUAUACACCCUCGAGGAGGUCGCCAAGCACAACACCAAGGACGACUGCUGGCUCAUCAUCGGCGGCAAGGUGUACAAUGUGACGAAGUUUCUGGAAGACCACCCAGGAGGCGAUGAUGUCCUGUUGUCCUCGACUGCCAAGGACGCGACUGAUGAUUUUGAGGAUGUUGGGCACAGCAGCACUGCUCGUGCGAUGAUGCAUGAGUACUACUUGGGCGACAUCGACUCAUCUACAAUCCCUGCCAGGACGAAGUAUGUUCCCCCCAAGCAACCACACUACAACCAGGACAAGACCUCGGAGUUCAUCAUCAAGAUCCUCCAGUUCUUGGUUCCCCUCGCGAUUUUGGGUUUGGCUGUUGCUGUUAGGAUCUACACCAAGUCGGAGUCCGCUUAGCUUUGUUGCCCUUGCCCCUUGGCGUUGUCAGAGUCGAAUGUGUCGAAUAAGUUAGCAAGAGUUUUGUGAGGUUUAUAUGUGUAACUCGUCGUGGAUUCGUCGAAUGUUCUGAGCCGCUGUGGGUUCUGUGGUCUUGAGAUGUCCAUUUGGUGAUUAAGAUGGGAUUGGAACACAAACUAUAACUUCAUUUGUUAUCUCAGUUGUUGGUGACUUUGCA
Messenger RNA from Phragmites australis (common reed), 794 nucleotides. Its product is annotated as cytochrome b5. Bases 176 to 577 code for a protein of 133 amino acids. The record is from RefSeq and is a predicted model, not a curated record. Gene Ontology annotation, cellular component: membrane; intracellular membrane-bounded organelle. Gene Ontology annotation, molecular function: heme binding. NCBI's taxonomy places the organism in Eukaryota, Viridiplantae, Streptophyta, Magnoliopsida, Poales, Poaceae. The transcript is spliced from 3 exons.